GAGAGAGAGAGGGGCGGAGGAGGUCAGUGAGAGCGAGACAUGGCCUUGAAUUACGAGCCUGAGGCGCAGGGAACGCUGCAGAAGGAGUCGGGCGCGGAGGCUGAGGUGGCUCUGGCGUACCCCAGUGAGCUGGAGAUACAGAACGCCAAAGCCUACCUGCUGACCGCCAGCACCCAGUCCAACCUCAACCUCUAUGACCAUUUGGCUGAGGUGCUGACUAAGAUACUGAACGAGCGCCCUAUGGACGUGGUGGACAUCUUUGAGGACUUGAGCCGGGACGUGAAGACAAUGAUGUUCACAGAGAAGCUGGACACACUGCAGGACGACUGGGAGACCUCCUUCGCCUACAGCCUUGCCGAGGUGCAGAAAUCCCUCUUCAUCAAACCCGAGGAGGAGGAGGUGGAAAACGAGGAGGAAGUG
Molecule: messenger RNA, 420 nt
Organism: Callorhinchus milii (elephant shark)
Lineage: Eukaryota; Metazoa; Chordata; Chondrichthyes; Chimaeriformes; Callorhinchidae
Gene: rsph4a
Product: radial spoke head component 4A
Exons: 2
Biological process (GO): cilium movement involved in cell motility; axoneme assembly; cilium assembly
Cellular component (GO): axoneme; radial spoke
Source: RefSeq, a predicted model, not a curated record